This is a messenger RNA of Salmo salar (Atlantic salmon), 3600 nucleotides long. RefSeq names its product KIAA0040 ortholog. The record is from RefSeq and is a predicted model, not a curated record. NCBI's taxonomy places the organism in Eukaryota, Metazoa, Chordata, Actinopteri, Salmoniformes, Salmonidae.
UAACGCUGAAAUGGGUGAGGUGUUUUGGUUAAUUUUAGGUUUAUAACACUUAUAAUUAUGCGCAUUAAUGUUGUGGUAAAGCGUUCAAACUCUAAAGUCAGCAGCUCUUUAGAAUAUGAAUUUGAAGACAUCAAGUUACAAACUGCAGACAAAUCCAAUUAAUUAUGAGCAGUGGGAUUCUCAGGGGAGCUCUCUGUCCUCUCUCUUUUUUUCUCUCUCGCUCUCUCUCUGACAUCACUGGGAACUUGUGUGUAUAAAGUAACCACAAGAAUGCAGCGUGUCAGGCAAGGGAACGCGAGUACAGACAGAGGGCCCUUUCUUACACAGGGUGUGCAGGGCAGGGAGAAGGGAAGCUGCACUGAGAGAGUGACACACACGGGCAGAGAGAGGUAAAGAGAUACAGGCACAAAGAGCAUAAUUCAAUACAUACCAGGUACGGGGCAACAUUGAGAGCUUAGAGAAUAUCAACAAAAAGCAGCAGCCAAUAUUAAAGAGGAUUUACAAGGAAGAGGAGAGGGAAAAAACAGCUUUACUGGCCCGGACUUCUAAAACCUUUUGCCGAAAAUGUCCUCAUUCCAUCACUUCUCCCAGAGGAGAAUGGAUUAAAAUAGAGAGGAGACUCCAGAGGACGUGAGGUGGGAUCCCAAAUCCCAAAGAGGAAACAAACAAACUACACAAACAGGCAGACUUCAUAGACCUUCCCAUCAAGGAAAGGGGAGAUCGGAAUCAUUACAGCAACUGAAGGAUUACAAAGGAACCCCCCCCCUCUCAUAAACAAUUGAUCUUUGGACUUUCAUAAAAAAUGCGUUGGUCUUCAAACCCCCAGACAAGGCGGUUAAGGAAGGAGGGGAGGAUAUAGAGAUUCUCCCUGCAUCAAGGAUUUUUCUAGUCUGUCCCAUCCUCCCUUUCCUUCAUCAGAUAUUCAUUGUGACUGGGAUGUCCUACUAUAUCAGCGAAAUCUUCAAUGUCAUGAGUUCACCAGGAAACUGAAACCAGCGCUAGAUCAGGGUCAAAUCACCACAAGAACAAUCCCCUGAUAACAGCAACACCCUUGCUGACUACUUCAAUCACAACGUGUUCACUAUUGUAAUUGGUUUCUUCUUCAAUAGAUGACCCUCAAGAGGAGUUGUUAAGACACUGUUAGUAAACCAUGAAGGAAGACAUCUUGGAUUUUUUCAGUGACUUGUGGAAGGUGGCCACCACCAAGCAUGACCAGGGGAUCUAUAACACAGUCUGCCUGGUGGUGCUGCUAGCCCUGCCUAUGGUGGUGCUCUUCACUUCUCUGGUGGUGUGCUGCCACUGCUGCUGCUGUCGCCGGGCCAACUGCGUUGGUUGCUGUGCAGACAGCCCCAGCUCAGCCACAGCAAAAUCAGACAAAAAGAAGACGAGUCCGAAAGAUGAGGACUUGUGGAUCUCGGUCAAAACAGGACCUAUGACACCAGACAGGGUUGCCCUGACGAUGGUGUAAGGUUCAGAUAAGGUUUUAUCCUUUUGUAUUCAUAUGAAGCUCUUUUUUACUGCAAGGUACAGGUACAUGAUGCCGAGCACUGGUGUUCAAUAUGCUCGACAGAAACGGUUGAAAGACAGGAAAAGAGACAAUGAUAUGUGAUUGAUUGUGUGUGUGUGUGUGUGUGUGUGUGUGUGUGUGUGUGUGUGUGUGUGUGUGUGUGUGUGUGUGUGUGUGUGUGUGUGUGUGUGUGUGUGUGUGUGUGUGUGUGUGUGUGUGUGUGUGUGUGUGUGUGUGUGUGUGUGUGUGUGUGUUGGUUCUUCUAUUCAUGUCGGGACCUAAAAUCCCCAAAAGUCCCCACAAGGAUAAUAAAACAAGUCAAAUUCCCAUGUUCUCAUGAGGACAAAGACUAUUGGGUUAGGUUUAGGGUUAGAAUUAGGGUUAGGGUGAGGGAUUAGGUUUAGGUUUAGGAGUAAGGUUUAGGGUUUAGGAGUAAGGUUUAGGGUUUGGGUUAGGGAAAAUAGGAUUUUGAAUGGAAAUCAAAUUUUAGGUCCCCACAAGGAUAGAAGACCAAAACGUGUGUGUGUGUGUGCUUGCAUACGUGGGUGUGUGCGUGUGCAUGAGCAAAUGUGUGUAUGUGCAUGGGAGAGUGAUAGAUGACACAUGGCGUAUGUGUUAGUGUUCACUUCCGUGUGAAAUUCACUGUCUUCACAUUUAGGAGACCAGAAGUUUGAGGACUAUUUAUAUUUCCAAUGCUGGAGGCCAGCAAUCUAGUAUUGUGAUUCAGUUAGAAGACUCUUUUUAAUAGGUUAGACCAUUUUAAGUUCAAAGCACUUGCAGUUAUUGCACUUACAACAGAAAUUUGUGUAACUACUUUGAAAUAUUUUGCUGUACUUGCUAUACCCACUGAAUGGAGAUCUUAAUUCCAUUUAUGAGUUAAUUUUCAAACGCAGAAUUUAAUAGAACCAAGUGAAGCACUGAGAUCUUUUAAUUACAUUGCUCAAUGUAUACGUUUCUUUCCCCGUAGAAUAUCCUACAUACAGUAGCUAGUAUUGUUGAUUAAAAAAAAUAUCUAACAGUUCCGUGUUUUACGCUGCCUUAUGCUCCGAUUGAUGACACAGAUUCAUGUUUACUGUCUUGCACUGUCCCUAUUGGUUCAUAAUAUCAUUAUGCAUGGACACCAGGCUCUCAGAUUUAUGGGGCGCUGAGUGGAUCCUUCUUAUAUCCUCAUCCCUCAGUGCCAAUGUAGCCCUCUGACUUAAAAUAAUAGUUAUUCUAUCUCAAAACUGGGAUUCCUAAAAAAUGUUUCCCGAAGAUUUGGUCAACUUCCGUCAGAUGUUUAACAUCCAAAAUUAAUCAGGAAUGAGCAGGGUCAGCUAUACCAUAAGGACCCAUUAUUCAUGUCCUCAUUACAUGUAGUGUAGCAAGACCACUCAUGGUCUGUAAAGUUCUCUACUUUUGAUAGAUUUAAACAAACAAUAUUGAAAUCACAAUGGUCACAACCAUAAACUGUCAAGAAUUCUUUUUGUCAACUCCAUUAAACUCCGUCAGAUUCUUGUCUGACGUCAAGUCCAUCAGAGUGCUGUAGGAUCUGAGAAUUGUUGUGUUUUUAUUGGGGAUUUUCAAAUGAAUCAUUUUCUAUAUUUUACAAAUGUUUGUAUUUUUGAAACAGAAGUAGAGAUUGUUCCGUCUUUCAAGAAUCUCUGAAUUGAUUUCCAAUUUACAAAUCCGGUGACAAACCAGUUUUAUUUGUUAUGUAUUCAUGAUCCUUAUUUUGAGCUUAAAGACUUCUGCAUUAGUUAUUCAUCUGUAAAAAGUCUGAGGGUGGAAAAAUACUUUUCCUUUGCAAAGUUUUUCUUUUCAAUUCACAGGAUGGGGGGGGUUGCCGCUUGUUUGAACAGUGAAUCUACCAUAGAAGAUAGUUUCACAUUCUACCACUGAAGCUGUGAUCUGUCCCAAUUAUGCAUGAGAACAUACUGUAUAUUCUGGCUGUUUGUUAUUACACAAGAAAAAGCUGAGGUAAUCAUUCAAGUUAUGAGCUCAGGCCACAGUGGAUACCGCAUGCAUAAUUUAUCCUGUCAUUUGAUUUUACAUAACAGCUAUAUGGAGAAAAGGGGGACAAAAAAAAUAAAGUAUUUGUUAUGCUUUGUUAA